AACUUUCACUAGAAUGUGGAUUUACCUGUAGCAUUUCAUUUGACUCUUUGUAGGUUGUGUCCACGCCCCAACAUGAAGAGUGGAAAUGCACGUUUUUCAGCCUCAGUGAUUUGCCUUUGGCUUGUGAUAGCAGCGGCGCUGGCAGAAGCAGUGGACAACAUGGAAGGGAACGCAACUUGUUCUGAGAGGCCCAUCCGUCAGUCUCAGUCUCUGUGUGCUGGUGAACAGGAGUACGUUCACAAGAGGAAACAAGUUGUUCUGGAGUCACUCAACAGCCUGGGAACCAACUGUACUGCAGAUUCAGUUCCCCACAUCGCUCUGCUGGCAUCAGGUGGGGGUCAGAGGUCAGCCGUGGGUCUGGUGGGUACCCUCUAUCAGAUGGAAAAAGAAAGUCUGUUGGACACUCUGCUCUACCUGGGAGGAGUUUCUGGCUCAACAUGGUCCAUGUCGUCCCUGUACAGCGACCCACAGUGGAGCGCCAACAUGGACAGAGCGGUGUCCACACUCUCAGGUCCUGGGGUAGAGCUUGAGCAGGCUCUGGCCUGGUUGGGCGAGCGGUCAAAGGAGGAGCACUUCUCUCUCACUGAUAUCUGGGGGGUCUUGACCUCUGCUGGGAUCAUGAAACAGAUGGACCUACGGCAUCUUUCAGAUGAGGCCAGCAGAAAUGCCUCCAACCCUUACCCCAUUUACAGCGCCAUAGAGAAACACUGCUUUUCAGAUGGGCCUAUAGAAGGGAAAUGGUUCGAGGUGAGCCCUCAUGAGGCUGGUUUCACAGAGUUGGGUGUCUUCGUUGAAACUUCUCUCCUUGGCAGCAAAUUCCAGAGCGGAGAGCUGCUGGAGAGGAAGCCAGAGAUGGACAUGGUCAAACUACAAGGUGUUCUUGGUUGUGCGCUGGCUCAUGAGGAGAUUAUCAGAGAGUUCAUCCCUCCCUGGUUGAACGUGCCUGGGCAUGUAGAUGGUGCUGCUGAAGAGUACCUGCGUGUGUACAAUGCCCUUGAUAAACUAGUAGCCCUGACCAGAAGCACCAUUAAGGACCCUGCUGCUUUGUCUGACCUGGACAAGCUGCAGAAAAUAGUCAAAGACAAGGUAAAUCAUAAUGACUCUGCGUUGCUGGAGUCAAAGAGUUUGGAGGAUAGACGUAGUGUUUUUCAGCAGUGGAGUCUGGAGCUGCUGGCGGCAGUGGAGGCCUGGAGCCGGAGUCUGGAGGAUGGAGCUUUCAAAACACAUGUCUCUCUGCUUACCAAGCAAGUCCUUCCUCUGAUUAUGAAAUGGGAGUGGGGAACUACUGCAAACUUCCUCUACCAAUACCAAGAUUCCACCAUUCCACCUUGCCUCCGCUCCAAAGAGAGAUUCCACCUGGUGGAUGCCGGCCUGCUGAUUAAUGUAGCCUACCCUUCAUUUCUGGGAGACAAGAGAGACAUUGACCUCAUCAUCGCACCAGAGUACAGCGCUGGAAACAUGUUUGAGACCCUGACUCUUGCCAGAGACUACGCAGCCGAGGUGAAGAAGCCUUUUCCAGAGAUAGAUGACAAAAUCCUGGAGGAGAGAGACUGGCCGAAUGACUGCUACGUGUUCGAGGGGAAAGAAAAGGAGCCCACGAUCGUUUACAUGCCGCUCUUCAAUAGACGAAACUGCAAAGAUGCUGAGGAGUUCAAAGCAAAGAUGGAGGAGUUCUCCACCUUCCAGCGCCCCUUCAACCAGGAGAAGAUUGAGUUUGUGCUGCAGACGGCGAAAUUCAACAUGAAGAACAACAAGGAGACUCUGCUGAGGGAGAUUAACAAAGCUGCUCUCCGCCGACACAAGAGGUUGGGAAGGGUCUGAGUGUGUGUGUGUGUGUGUGGCGCGGGGGUGUUAAGUGAGGCACAUAGAGACACAUAAAAGAAUCAGAGAUGAUCUUAAAGCCAUGUCAAUGUAGGUCAAAGCUGAAUCUCACAUCUUUACAGCAUUAAUCUCUGCGUCUGUGGAAACUGUCUGUGUGAGAACAGAUGAAAAUGGAUUAAAUAACAAGAGUUUAUGUAAUAUCUGUGUGUGUUAGAGUGUGUGUGCUUGUCAGAGACAGAGAGAGAACGGGAUGACGAUGAUGGAUAAAUAACUGACUGAUCAGAAAUCUAAAAUGUCCUGCUCUCUUUUUGUCUCCCUGUCUCUCUGAUUCUUGUCCUUUUGGUUUGUUGUGAACUAUAAUCUGAGGUUUCAUCAUGAACACAAGUCAGAUGUAGACCUCACUGUACAUGAGUGUAAGUCACAGGAGGCAGAGAAAACACAGCAUAACAUGUGUCUUCUGUCUUUGGACUGACACUAUGAAUACAUAAAUUCAAUUUGUAACAGUUCUUUUAGUGUUAUUGAAGUAUGUACAUUCUAUGGCCGCCGUAUGUGGACGGAUGUGAGCAAACUGACCAGUACAUUGGACUUUAAUGAUAUUGUGGAUGAUUUUGAAUUUUGUCCCAGUCUGACCCUUUACAUGCACCAAUAUUUACAGCCUGGAAACAAGUUCCAACAUUCCUGACAACAAGUGAAAGUUGGAAUGCAGCUCGACUGGUAGAUCGAAAGCCCGGACCGGUGCUGUAAAUCAUAAUGCUACCACAUAUAAUUAUAUUUUAGACAAUAAGUUACAGGAUACUACUUACAGAAGGGUGAUGUGAAAAUUAUAUAUAAUACAAAAAGGAAAAAACAGGAGACAUGACCUCCGCCUCUUCAGCUGUCGCUGUCCUGAUAUAAGCCAAAGACUGACUCUGAACGCAAACAUUCACAGCAUACCCAUUCUAAAUGUUAGUAUGUCAUUAUGUCACAUCUCAACCUCCAUACAGUGUCAGUCUGACAGUUUGCUGUAACCUCACUCUUUUUUUUUUAUUACCCAAAGUUAACGCUAGAGGUCGCGCAACAUCCGCAGGAGGGAGUUGCAGUGUCUUUAUGUAGGUCAAUACAACCUAACAUUCAAGGCCAUCUGCAUACAACACAGUGCACUGCCUCCACAGUUGGUUGCUCUGCGACUCUCUUUGUAUUUUAGAGCAUCAAAUGAAUCACUGCGCUGGAUGAUUUCUUUUAUCAGUAAAGAAAAUAAUGAAAGAAUAGCCUAUCACUUUUGAGUUUUGCUUUCUUUUUUAAUUGUGAAUAAAAUAAUAGAAUUUGACUGUGUGUCUGACUUGUUUAGA
Messenger RNA from Morone saxatilis (striped sea-bass), 3149 nucleotides. RefSeq names its product cytosolic phospholipase A2 gamma-like. Lineage: Eukaryota; Metazoa; Chordata; Actinopteri; Moronidae. Bases 73 to 1821 code for a protein of 582 amino acids. Gene Ontology annotation, biological process: glycerophospholipid catabolic process. Gene Ontology annotation, cellular component: nuclear envelope; nucleoplasm; cytosol. Gene Ontology annotation, molecular function: calcium-dependent phospholipid binding; calcium ion binding. The transcript is spliced from 13 exons. The record is from RefSeq and is a predicted model, not a curated record.